This is a messenger RNA of Oryzias melastigma (Indian medaka), 5030 nucleotides long. It is a transcript of the gene gp9, whose product is annotated as glycoprotein IX (platelet). The transcript has 2 exons. Gene Ontology annotation, molecular function: protein binding. The coding region runs from base 2386 to 3123 and encodes 245 amino acids. Lineage: Eukaryota; Metazoa; Chordata; Actinopteri; Beloniformes; Adrianichthyidae. The record is from RefSeq and is a predicted model, not a curated record.
UCACCGCAAAAGUCGACGCUUUUAUUAAAAAUACUUAAAUUAGGGGGGAAAAAAAAUCCCUUAUCGUGAUACUACUGCCACCAUGUUUAACAUUAUCAUUUUUGUAUUUAUUUCUUAUUUUUUUUGUUUUCAAGUGUUUUGUGUUUAAAGAAACAAUCCUUUAAAGCAGAGGGUGUCAAACUCAAUCAUAACGGGGGCCAAAAUCCUCCUUAGGCCACAUCAAAUAAAAUGUUUAAAACUUAAAAAAAACUUUUUAACAUAAAUGUGGAUAAAAACAGGCAGGAAUAUUAAUUCAGGAUAAUCAAAAAUUAACUCAGUCAUUGAUUAGUUUUCAAUAUUUUACUUUCCAUUAAAAUAUAUUUUAUCAAAAUUAUACAAGUUAGAAAUAAACAUUAAAAGAUAAAACACUCAAAUUGUAAAUGUUAUCAGUGCAAGAUAACAUUAGACCGAGGGCCGGAUCUGGCCCCCGGGUCUCGACUUUUGCUAUAAAUGCACCACGAUAGUGUCAAUUUUCCAUCCUCACUGCCUGGAUAGGUUAAAAAUCCCGCAUUUAAACAAACUAAAGCAUAAUCCCAAAACAUUGUGUAUAUAAAUACAGGGAAUACAUAUAAAAUAAAGUACUUGACGUGAGUUUUUCAUUAUAAAAGUGCCAACAUUUCACUAUGAGGACAGGAGAUUUCCUAUUUGAAGUUUGCAUUUGCAAUUUCUGGACAGAUGGAGGUCAAAGUCAUCAGGGAGAUUCCUUUGAAUUUCUUCUCACUGAUCGAAAUUGUUCCUUCUUUCACAAACACACCAGAAAAGUCAAACAUACAUGGACCUUUAAAAUCUUAAGUCAAAACUCAUUUUUUAAAUUGAGACUUCAGUCGUUUUACCCCACCUUCAUCAUUUUUUUAUCUAAAAUGUGUUCAAAUUACUUUCUUUUAUGUUAGAAUCAGUUAAUGGUUUCUGCACAUGUUAAUAUAGAUGCUUUCCAGAUAAUAUUCGUUUAUGUUUUUCAAGCAGUGUGCGGCUGUACAUCACUGUGCCAUGAGAGAUGGUCAGGUGUGGCGUGGGAAAUGAUUUAAUUUCACCUAAUUGGACUAAAAUGUCUAUUUUCAGGAUAUAAGCUGAUAUAAAUUAAUCCAAACAUGUAGGAUUAACACAAUUACCAUUAUUAAUACAAGAAAUAUUAGAUCAAAAAUGUAACAAUCAAUUAAUAAGAAUGAUAUUAAACUGUCAUUUUUAGGCCAGAAAACCUAAUAAAAAAUAUUUUUACAUAAAUUUGAUCAAAAAGUAGCAAAUAAAUUAAGAAAUCUAUAUUUAAUGUUCCUUUUGAAGUUAGGGAAACUCAUUUUAAAAUACAAAAAUACAUGUUCCUAUCUAAAGAAUAUUCAAGAUUAAGAUUUGAUAUGAAUAAUACGUAUACAUUCUGUAAAAAGGAAAUUGAAAAUAUCUCCCCAAAGACAAUUAUUUUGGAAAAAACUUCAUAAUUAGCUGAGAUAUUUUCCCAAAACUGUCAACGAAGAAAAUGAAUUAAAGGAAAUCUGUUUAAACAUAAUUAUUUGCCUCGCUAAAUUUAAUAUACACAAAUAUAGGCAUCCCCGCCCCCCAAAAAGCAAAAUAAAAUAAAAAUAAGUAGAAUAUUUACAAACUGAUUCAAACUACACCUGGUAGCUUCUUAAUGCACCAAAAUUAAAAACAACAUAUAAUAAAUUGAAAACUUCCCUUUGUUUCUAUUGUUGUGCAAAAAAAAGAUAUUUGUUGUUUUGCGUCAUAUUUUUCAGAUUUAUCUUUAUUUUAAUUUGAUGUCUUAUUCUCCAUUUGCUCCCCCUAUUUUGUUUGUAAUCCUUCAAAAACGUUGUCUGACCCAUGUGAUCUAGUUCAAUAUUUUUGCUUUGUUCUAAUUUAAAAAAAAAACAGAAGUAAUGUUGCAACAUUUCCACUAGAGGGCGCGCGUCACCCUGUCAUUGAAUAACACAGCUUGUGCUCUUGCGCCCCUACUGGCUGAAUAGUGCACUGCCAGAGAAAAUGAAAGUGACAAAAUUAUUAGACACAACUUCCCUUUUAUUGAAGGUUUUAAAACCUUUUAUUUUUUAAUGCUUCUAGCUGUAAUGAUGUAUCCUUUCUAUGUUCCAGCACAUCCACAGCAGCUCCGUGUGGAGGCGUCUCUGCCAUUUUUUAAAAUAGAUAAACUCUUAUCUCUUUAAGGCAGCUGGGUCUCCUUCAUGUCACAUGCUCCUCUUUCUGCAGUGUCAUUGGAGUGCUCCUCACUCUGAUGCUGCUGUGUUUUUGGGAGUGUUAUAACUCGUCCGUUAGAAAAAGUCCUGGAAUGUUACAUUUGACAACAGGAGGGAAGUUUUAAGGAUGAGAAGAUUCUGAAAGCUUUGUGGUCUCCUCUUCCCCAGGAUGCUGUUUCUGAGCUUAAGCCUGGCUGUUUACCUCCUCCUGACUUCCUCAAAUGCUCACAUCAGUGGUCGGCCUUGCAUCUGUUCUGCACCGGUUCCUGCCGGGCUCAGUGUGAACUGCAGCUCUUUGAACCUCACCUUUGUUCCUCAUCUACCUUCAAACACCACGGAGCUCCACAUGCAGGACAACCAGCUCACCUCUGUGGAUCCAGGCCUCUUUGACCCACUUGUUUCCCUCAGACAGCUUUCCCUGUCUGGAAACCCCUUCCACUGUGACUGCCGGAUCCAGUACCUGAGGAACUGGCUUCUGAAGAACAGACACGUCAUUUCAGAGGUGCCAACCUGCUCCACUCCGAGCUCUGUUUCUCACAAAGCCAUCACGGAGCUGUCGGAUCAGUACUUUUCCUCCUGCGCCACACCAAGCUGUGCUUAUGCAACCGACGCUUUGAUGGUGGGGAUGCUGCUCUGCCUCCUCCUCCUGUUUCUGUGGAGCCUGACGCUGGCCAGAAGGUCCACCUUCACUCUGUCCAUAGACGAGAGGCAUUCCGGCUUCCAGAGCGACUCUCUGCGCUCCCUGAGGCCCAAACACAGACGGAGGCUGCACACAGGAAAUGGUGGGGACUCAGAGUUCUUCUCCUGCUCGGAGGACUUGGAAAGGCCGCUCCUUAACAUGGAGCUACUGCCGCAGGUGCUGGAUGCGUUGCAAACAAAGCACAAUAUCAAGAUUAAAGCUACCUGAGGAACUUCUGUUUACUGCAGAGUUUUAGCACUUUUUAAUGUUUUUUUUUCUUAAUGGACCCACAAAGGGGCUUUGAUAUGCUGUUCCCAAGUCUGGAUCAAUACAGACGAUUGUGUCCCAAAAAAAAUGAGGAUUAAAAAAAACAAGGAAAGCAACCAAAAAUUCUUUAAAAUUCAGUUGAUUUUCUCCUAUUUCUGCUUUCAAAACAAACACACUAUUAGAACCUUGAAUUUGCGUUAUAAUAGUGUAUGGUUACAGAUGGACCCUUUUGUGCCGUUUGGUUGAGCAGAAAAAUUGUUCAUGUUCUCAUGGUGCAUUUAGAAUGCAGACUGCCUUUAAAUUCGUAGUUUGUUGCAGGAAAUUAUUUUAAAAUGUACUAAAAUUAUGAAACUAGACUUUUUUAUUUUAUUCUUAUUAAAUGUUAGUUCAAGGAUCUUUUAUUCCUACAAAGUUUGAGGCUUAUUGCUAGAUUUCUGAUUAACUAAACAUUGGUAACAAAGGCCCACACCAUCAUACUUACUCCAAACUGUACUGACAUGAAAAUCACAAUAAUUGGGCUUAAAAAAUGUUUGACUGACUAUGAAACACUGAGAAUGUGCACGCCUCUGUGUGCCUUUGACUUUAAUCUAAUUCAACUGUUUUUCUGUUAGUGCAGGACAGAGCCCUGAUUGGGGUUCUCUGCCUUUGAUACACUGGAUCUGUUGAAGGCAAUAUAAGAAAAUAGUAUUAAAAAAGUACAGCAAUUGAAAAAAGAAAUGCAAUUAAAAAAUCUAAACUGAAGUACAACUAAUGGGUACUGCAUGGUUUACUUGGAUAAAAAAUAACAUAUAAAGAAUGGUUUUGUUUAUAUUAAAAUGACCAUUUCUAUUUAGAGGGAAAAAUAGAUUUAAAAAAGUUAGAAUCAACCUCUCCAUACUUAAGUAUAUUGUUUUUUUUGAAAAAAUAAAUAUUGUAUUUGAAAAAUCCAUACUGGGGACUACUGUCUCUCCCCAUAAUAUGUGUCCUAGUGACAGAUCCUAAAUCCUAUUACUUUUAAAUUAUAAUUAAGAGACCAAAUAUCAAUGAGUUCAAAGAAGUGGAGGCCCAUCCAUCCAAACGUCUAUGAACCUGUGUCUUGUAAAUGGCCAUCUCUUUUACAGAAAUGUUAUUGGAAGGAUCAUUGAGGGUCAUUAUUGAAAUAAACAUGAAAAUGUCUAAAUUAAUGUAAAGGAAAACUGGCUUAAACUUUUAGCAACAUUAAUCUGUUUAAACACCCAGAUUACAGGAUGCAAAAACAUGGAUAAAUGCUGGAAGCAGCUCAUCAAUGUGGACAUUUUUUAAGAAAUCGCAAAAAAAGGAAUUAUUCACAGAUGUCCUAAUAAGAGAUUUUAUGCUGCACUAUGAAAAAUCUAAACAUCUGAACUUUCUGCUCCCUCCUGAGCUCGAUUUUUAUAUUUUAAAGAUGUUUUAAUUCCCCAAAAUUUCAUCUUAAAUAAGAUAAAUGAUAAAAUGUGUAAAAUAGACGUAUUUGGGUAAAAAAUAUGAUCUUUGUUUUACCAGACAAAAGACACAAACAAAUUGUUGAACUGUUGUAAGGAUUUCUUCUGCUUUUUUUUCUCAAGGUAAAAUAUUUACAAUAAAUGAAGAUGAAGGUAAACACUAUGGAUGGAUUUUAGAAGCUUUUUCUGCUGAGGAGCAAAUCUGAAAACAUACAAAAUAAUACUGCGAUACGGUCAGAAGUUUCAUAAAGAAACUGAGUCUGUGCAAAUAUGGCCAUGAGCCUCACAGCUACACAAAAUGCAGACCGACGGACAGACAGACAGUACUACUACAGGACAAUAUUGCACAGACAGCUGUUACAGUACAGGUGUUACUCUGUUUUUCAUGCAUAGGUAGGUUUACCAGGAUAAAUGGAUGAGCAAAAAAAA